This is a messenger RNA of Papilio machaon (common yellow swallowtail), 1914 nucleotides long. It is a transcript of the gene car, whose product is annotated as vacuolar protein sorting-associated protein 33A. The record is from RefSeq and is a predicted model, not a curated record. The coding region runs from base 81 to 1907 and encodes 608 amino acids. The transcript has 11 exons. Gene Ontology annotation, cellular component: CORVET complex; lysosome. Lineage: Eukaryota; Metazoa; Arthropoda; Insecta; Lepidoptera; Papilionidae. Gene Ontology annotation, biological process: intracellular protein transport; vesicle-mediated transport.
UGUUGUUUUUUUUAUUUAUCGCAUAAAACAACAAUUUUAAAGGAAAACAAAGUUUGUUUUUGUUGCAAUUAAUAGCCAUAAUGAAGGAAACGAAAAUGAAUACUCACUUGUCUGGCGGCAGAUUAAAUGUAGCAUUAUUACAAGAAACAAUGCGAAAAGAGUUAUUAAAUUUAUUACAACUCUGCGAAGGACCAAAAGUUACAAUAUGGGACGAAUGGUUGGCAGGUCCAGUUGGUUUGAUUGCACAGUACUUAUUACUAAAGGACCAUGAAGUAGUUGACAUGUUUCCAUUAAGACCAGGAAGUCUACCAACCAUUUCAGUGAAGCAUAUUGUAUUUAUAGCACGUCCUAAACUUGUCUUAAUGGACUUAGUAGCUGAUUACAUUCAAUCUCUCAGAACAAAACAAAAUUCUCCUGUUGAAUUCCACUUAUUCUUUGUGCCGAGGAAGAGUGAAUUGUGUGAGAAAACAUUGAAGGACAGAGCUGUAUUCUCUUAUUUAUCAAUCCAAGAGUUUAAAUGUGACAUCUUUCCAUUUGACAGUGAUGUUAUGUCAUUAGAACUACAAAAUGAUUUUAGAGAAUUCUAUUUGGAAGGUGAUCCAACUUGCCUGUACAAUGCAGCGCAAGCAUUACGCACCAUUCAACAUUUAUAUGGCAUAAUUCCUAGAGUUUUCGGCAAAGGCCCCGCUGCCAAACAGGUAUGGGAUCUUUUUUGCCGUCUUAACAAAGAGGAUCAAGGUUCUCCCCCAAAGGGCUCGACUACCUCCUGCAUUGACCAGCUGUUAUUGAUUGAUCGUGCAAUCGACUUCACCAGUAUUAUGGCCACGCAGCUCACUUACGAAGGCCUUAUAGAUGAGAUUUUCGGUAUAAAAAGUUCGACGGCUACUUUCCCCGGCGAGAGGUUUGUUAGUGCGGAUGACGCGACGCCCGAAGUUACAGCUAGAGAGAAGAAGCGAGUAGUACUCAACUCUAGUGAGGAAUUGUUCGCUGAAUUGCGCGACUGUAGCUUCACUGUGGUGGGUGCGGCGUUGUCUAAGAAGGCUCACGUGAUAAAGACUCAGCUGGAGGAGCGGCACCAGGAGAGGUCGGUGCAGGAGAUCAAGCAGUUCGUUGCGCGACUUCCGCAGAUGCUAGCAAACAAACAAUCCCUUGCAACACACACCGCAAUUGCAGAGUAUCUUAAAGAGACAACAGAUUCAUUUGAAUUUCAUGACACUAUACAAUGCGAGGAGGACUUUCUGAACUGUGUCGACAAUGAAAAGGCGUGCCCUUUCAUUGAAGAUUUAAUCGCCCAAAAGGCUUCAUUGACUAAGGUACUAAGAUUGAUAUGCCUGCAAUGUGCUACCGGGUCUGGUCUGAAGCCUAAACUUCUGGAGUACUACAAGCGGGAACUAGUCCAGGUGUACGGCUUGAAGACUUGGCUGACGCUCUGCAACCUGGAGAAGUGCGGCUUGCUGCGUCCUCAGACCGGCACAAGACAAUAUGCGGUGCUGAGGAAGGCUUUACAUCUAACAUUGAACGAAUCAGAAAUGGACGCUAGCGAGAAGGGAUACUUGUCAAGUAAAUAUAUACCUUUAGCUGUGAGACUUAGCGAACAGAUUACUAAAAACAAAUCUUGGACUGGUAUAGCAGAUGUAUUAACAUUAUUACCAGGCAGUACAGUCGAUGAACUUCAAACUUUACAACCGCGAAUGACACGUAGAAACUCCAUUUCGAGUGAAAAUUCUUCAUCACUAGAGAAUCCGAGAGUUAUUCUUGUUUUUUUCAUCGGUGGUUGUACAUACAAUGAGAUAUCAGCAUUAAGAAAUAUAAGUCAACAAGAAGAAUCUAACGUUGAAUAUGUUGUGUUGACGACUAAAUUAAUCAAUGGCAACACAUUCAUUGAAUCUUUAAUGGAAAAUGAAUAAUUUGAUA